Messenger RNA from Micromonas pusilla CCMP1545, 1605 nucleotides. RefSeq lists its product as uncharacterized. NCBI's taxonomy places the organism in Eukaryota, Viridiplantae, Chlorophyta, Mamiellophyceae, Mamiellales, Mamiellaceae. The coding region runs from base 1 to 1605 and encodes 534 amino acids. The transcript is spliced from 2 exons. The record is from RefSeq and is a predicted model, not a curated record.
AUGCACCGCGCGUCGUGCGCGUCGACCGCGCCGUCGCGCGCCGCGCCGAGCCGGCUCUCGGCGCGCGCGCCCGCGCGCGCCCUCUGGACGGCCGUUGGCGGCAGGAGCGGUCAUCAUCGCGACGGGACCGCCGUCGCCGCCGCCGUCGAUCGCGACGCGCAUUCGCGCUCGGACGCGCGCGCGCGCCUCGCCGCGUCCGAGCGCGCCGCCGCCUCGCGCGACGACGCGACGUCCUCGUCCGCGUCGUCCGCGUCGUCCGCGUCGUCCGCGUCUGAGCCGCGCCCGAGUCGCGCGGCGGCGCAUCGCGCGGCGCGACGCGCGAAGCACGAGCGCAUCGUCCACGCGGGCGCAUCGCGCGCUGAAUCGCGUCGCGCCGAGCGGCUCGCGCUCGAGACGGCGUCGCUCGCCGGCGGCGUCGCGCCGCUCCUCGCGCGCGCGCGCGAGCUCGCGUCGGCGUCGGCGUUCCCUAACGCGGCUCCCAGCGAGCGGUCGUCGCUCGAGGUGGCGCUCGCGCUCGCGCGCCACGCGACCGCCGCCGCGGAGACGCGCUCGGACCGCGUCGCCGCGACCGCGACGACGGAAGACAUCGCGUCGAGCCUUCGCGCGCGGCUCGUAGAGGACGAGUGGCGCGCGCGCGUCGCCGCGCACGCCGCCACGGACUGGAUGCCGUGUAAGGCGAAGCCGCGGCGGCGGCCGAAGGACCGCGAGUGCUACGCGCCCAAGGCGCGGCAGGGGUGGAACCGCGUCGCGAUGCGAGAAGAGCGCGUGCGGACGUGCGUGGGGUGCGACCGGAUGCUGCCGACGAGAGAGAUGAUUCGCGUCGCGCGGUUGCUGAAGGCGCCGCGACGCGGCGGCGGCGGUAGUAGUAGUGACGGCGGGGACGGCGACGUCACCGACGACGGCGAUGCUACGAGUAGUAGUAGUGAGAAGAGUAACGGUCAAGAUGGGGGCGUUUGGAAGGUCAACGGCGAGUCGGAUUGGAAAAAGAAGCGGCGGCAGCGUAAAAAAAAGGGGAAAAAAAUCAAAGCCGCCGUCGCCGUGGACGCGUCGUCGCUGCGCGACGAGGCGCUGCUGCGAAUGGUUCAGCCGGGCGGGGAGGCGCACGCCGCGGUCAGCGGCGACGUCGCCGCGAUCGAGACCGCGGACGCGUGCCUGCGGAGGACGCUCGAGCGGGGAGGGAGGGAAGGGGACGCCGCGGACGCGGCGGCGGACGCGGACGCGGUGACAAAAACCAAAACCAAAAGCUCCUCCUUCGAGAAGACGCCCGGGCGUCAGCUCCAAGGCCGCGCCGCGUACGUGUGCCGCCGCGCGUUCUGCGCGAAGAGAGCGACCAAGGAGAAGGCGUUCGUGAGGGGCCUCGCGUGCGCCGACGGCGCGUCGAAGCCGUUCGCGGACGCGCUGAUCGCGCUGUGCGUCGCCGCGGAGGCGUCGGACGGCGUCGACAGCGGCGCGUGGGCGUAUCGACGGCCGCCGGGGAUACCGUCGAGGUGGACGACGCACCCGGGGUUCGUGGACGCGACGACGGGGGAGAUGGCGGCGGAUGCGGUGGAGAAGAGGGGACUCGUGAGGAAGGCGGCGAGGACGGGGAGGAAGGGUUUGGGGUAG